AUGGCGGAAAACAUAAUAAUUUCACCCAAAUCCAGCAUUUCCCUUUCCCUCGCACUUUUCCUCUCUGCAGCCCACCUCUUCCUUCCCCUCGUCGGGGCGCCCGACCCGGUGCCGGCCCCAUGGCCGCCCCAAUUCCACUCGAUCCUCAUCAUAAACAGCACCAAGGGUGCCUUGCAAGCGACGGAUCUCUGGUACGACUACCCCAACGGCCGAAACUUCAACAUAAUCCAAAAGCAGCUCGGCGAAAAGCUCUACGAUUUGGAAUGGGACAACGGCACCUCCUAUUACUACACGCUGGACGAUAACAGGAAGUGCACGGUCAGGCAUUUUCCGGUGGGGAUUUUGAGGCCCAAUUGGCUCGAUGGGGCGAAUUAUCUGGGUCGGGUGCGUAAAGAUGGGUUCUUGUGCGAUGUGUGGGAGAAGGUCGAUUUCAUUACGUACUAUGAGGAUGUUGCCACCAAGAGACCUGUUUUCUGGGCUUUCUUCUCUGGUAUUUUUCGCAUCAAAUUGUGGUUCUGUUUGGGUUAUGUGAAUUGCGUUUGGGUUUUUGGUGGGUUCGGUUUGGUUCUUGACUGUGUUGAGUUUGAAGGAGCUUACUUUAUCGGGAUGGUGGCUCACGUGAUGACAUUCGAGGUGGGGAAAGUACUGGACGACCCCAAUUGGCAAGCCCCUGUCUACUGUUUUCAGGAGGGCAAGCAACAGAAUCAACUGAUUCUUGAACCAGCGUCUUGUUUUCCGACGAGAGAUAGUUGUGAGUGGCCUGAGAAACCUUAUCCACCCAAGAAAGCAACAAUGGCGGAAAAUCAACCAAUCGCCUCCAAACCCAGCAUUCCCAUUUCCUUUGCGUUCUUCCUCUCCGCAGCCCGCCUCUUCGUCCCUCUCCUCGGGUCGCCUGACCCGGCGCCCGCCCCGUGGCCGCCCCAGUUCCACUCGAUCCUCUUCAUAAAAAACCCCAGCGGCGCCCUGCAAGUGACGGACCUCUGGUACGACUACCCCGGCGGCCGGAACUUCAACAUAAUCCAGAAGCAGCUGGGUAAAAAGCUCUACGAUUUGGAGUGGGACAACGGCACCUCCUAUUACUACACGCUGGACGAUAACAGGGAGUGCGAGACGAUGCAUUUUCCGGUGGGGAUUUUGCGGCCCAACUGGCUCGAAGGGGCGAAUUAUCUGGGUCGGGUGCUUAAAGAUGGGUUUUUGUGUAAUGUGUGGGAGAAGGUCGGUUUCAUUUGGUACUAUGAAGAUGUGGCCACCAAGAGACCUGUUUUCUGGACUUUUUAUGAUGGUUUGACGACACAUGUGAUGACUUUCGAGGUGGGAAAAGUGCUCGAAGAUCCCAAUUGGCAGGCCCCUACCUACUGUUUUCUCGAGGGCGAGCGUGCAAAUCCACCGAUUCUUGAAUUGGCAUCUGGUUUUUCAAUGAGAGAUGUACAAAGUACUUCUUGAAUUGGCAUCUUUGUAGGACGUGUAGUGAAUUCAGAUUUAUGUUCACUCUACUGGACGAAUGAAGUGUGAUGGUAUAUGUUGAAGAGUAUAUAUAAUCCAUACCUUGCCAGCACAAAGAAGCCAUGCUGAUGCUGCAGCAUCCCUGUGUAACUUUCCAGACUUGUGGAACUUCCACUGCAAUGAAAUCAGUGCUUGAUAUAUAUAUGUUUACUAUUGGCCAAGGCAGAGGUUGUAUGUAUGUACAAAAUUGGCUGUGUGGCCGGGAAAGUUCCAUAACAAAGGCCAAACAAACUUUUUGAAAUUUUAUCAAUUUUAGGGAUAUGAAAUUUGUUUUUUUUUUAUAAGGUUCACAUUUUAGGUUAUUCUCACUCCUUUUUUAUUUAACUUUUCAAUAAAAGAUCCAGUUAACUUUA
This is a messenger RNA of Striga asiatica, 1856 nucleotides long. Lineage: Eukaryota; Viridiplantae; Streptophyta; Magnoliopsida; Lamiales; Orobanchaceae. The record is from the annotation of a GenBank genome assembly.